Acyrthosiphon pisum (pea aphid) is the source of this 6384-nucleotide messenger RNA. Its product is annotated as MATH and LRR domain-containing protein PFE0570w. Lineage: Eukaryota; Metazoa; Arthropoda; Insecta; Hemiptera; Aphididae. The record is from RefSeq and is a predicted model, not a curated record. The coding region runs from base 222 to 6380 and encodes 2052 amino acids. The transcript is spliced from 10 exons.
AUUAUAUUAUAAUACUAGUUUGUGUUUUUUUUUUUUAUUAACAUGUUAUAACAUAAUGAUUAAACUGUGAUUUAUAACUACCAUUGGGUAUUCAAUUAACGACAUGAACUUAUAUAUUUUAAUUGUUGUUAAACGUGCUUCUUCAUACAAAUUAAUAGAUAAAACCUAUUAACAUAUUGGAGCUUAUAUUAAAAAGGCUAAAGAAUUAAAUAAUAAACAUCAUGGCGACCGAAGUAGGAUCGGACAUCGCACUUAUACAAGAUGAGGAUAUGUUACGGAAAAUGUGGCAACAAACCGAGGAUUUCGGUAAGAAGAAAGAGAUUCGUAUGAGGAUGUAUAAACUUCGAGAACAACGUCUUAAAGAGUUUUAUACGACAGGAGAAAUGAUCCAAACAGAAACAACAUCUAAACGCUCAUCAACUAGAACGCAUACUGAAUCUAUUACGGAUCAAGGAUUCAUGACUAUGAAAACUAAAGAGAUCCGGGAUUCAGAAUCUCCGACAGAAGAUUAUCAACGACAAUCAAAUGCUAACAAAAAUUAUUAUGUGUCAUCGAAAAUUGAUGAAUCGGAUGGCAAUAGAGGAAUUGUUGAAAUAGAACAGGCCAGCUCUUUAAAGCCAAAUGAAGAGUAUACUCAAAAUUCAUUGCAAACGUCCAUGUCUAGCUCUACGUCAACUAAAUGGAAAUCGUCACAGACUACUAUUUCUGUAUCAGAAGAAGUUCAAAAGGCUGAGGUAAAUUUGAAUUCCAAAUUUAUUGUCAAUGAACAGAAUAACGAAGAUAGUCAGUUGACAUAUGAUACAUCAUAUAAUAAUUCAGACAGCUCAAAUAUUGAUAGUAAAGUAACUGAAUCAAUAUCUACUACAAACGUAGACAAUAUUAAACGAGAUGAUAAUAAUAAAUAUUCAAAUGUUCAUCAAAAAGUUGAAGAAACUUAUACAUCCAACGGUGAACAAUUUGAGCCUGUAUCAGAAAAUAUAUCAAAUGCAGACAGUAAUUUUAUAGAAAAUACAUACAUCUCAAAUAUUUCAUCAAACAAGUCUGAACAUUUUGAGAUAGCAACGGAUAAUAAAAUUAUAAAUGAACUUCAAAAACUGGACUCUUAUCUAUCCACACAGCAGUCAACUACAGAUUCUUCUACCAAGUCAAAUUCGAUAGUUUCUAAUGAUGAUAAGAUAAUCAAGAAAGUUGAGGAUAAAGUUAUUGAUACAUCAAAAGAACAUAUUGAAGGUCAAUAUAUCACCACACAUCAACAUUCAUACCAGCCACCUAGGAUUAGUGUUGAUUUGAGUCCAUCGCAUGAUGCUUUUGCUAAGAGCUUACGAUCAACUCCAGAAAGGUCUAGUCCAUCACCUUCCAGAGAACGUAUAAGUCCAGAGCGUAGAUUUAAAUCUGCCAGUCCCGAAAAGUAUAGAGCAUCGCCAGAGAAAUCAGGAAGUCCUUCUAAAUCACUCAAUUACUCUACAAGAAGAAGAUUGUCAUCCACGCAAACAAAAGGUUUAUCAAAAAAACGAUCUAUUACACCCACUCGAGGUGAAAAAUAUGACUCUUCGGACGAUUCUGAUUGUUCUGGCGCAACUCAUGGCACUUAUGAUAAGUAUAAAGGUUGUGACGCUAAAAAAACCUUGUUUAAGGAAGAAAAAAAAAUUACUUCUACAUCAAAGUAUGGUCAAAAAUCCUCAUCUACAAGUCCAGUACGGAGAGAAAAAUCUCCUGGAUAUAGCAGCGAAGGGUCAGUUGGAAAAGAAGUGAGAAAGUCCUCGCCUAACGUGAAAAAUAGCUCACAUGAAAGUAGCCCUGAAAGAAGUGCGUUUAAACCAGUAAAUAAUUAUAAAACACUUAUAACUCAACAAGUUACUCAGGAUAAUAAAAUAAAUCGUAUAACACAGGAAGAUAAUGUAUACACUAACAAUUAUAAUUCUAAAAAUAAAAUUAGUGAUGACAAACAUUUAAUUAAAGUUAUAAAAUCUGAAAUCGAUAAUGAUUUAAAUGAAAAAGAAAACGAAAAUACGGAAAGCACUACAAAAAAUACUGAAAAUAAUAUUAUAAAUUUAAAAAAUAAUUCGAUUCAAGAAAAAUUUAUCACACAGGAACAAGUGUGUAUAUCUGUUGAGCAAGUGGAUACUGAAAAAACAACAACACAACCCACGUCUAGCAAUGAUAUAAACAAAUCACCUAGGGAUAAAUCACCCUCAAAGAGUGUUAGGAAGGAAAACAAAACAAAACAAGAUGAAUUUAUUGAAAACGAAAAAUCAAAUGUAGUUAAACAGAGCAAUAUUAUUAAUGAUGUAAUAACAAUAAAACCGAAAGAAAAAUCUCCAGUAAAAGAAAUUAAACCAGUUACAAAAGAUACUAAAAAAUAUCCAACCGUUAAGUCUUCGGAAAAUAUAUCAUAUACUUCUGACAUUAAAUCUGUUACACCUUCUAAAAAAACAAUUUCAACAGUACCUUCGUCGAUACCUUCGCCAACUAAGAAAGUUGUACCUUCAACUUUAGAGAAAACCCCAUCUAAAAAAAACCUUAUACACAAGGAUUCAAAAGACACUUUAUUAAAUAAAACUGUUAAAAAAGACCUUUCAAGAGACAAAAUGGAUAUUAAAAUUACAAGAAGUGAUAGUAAGACUUUGAUACAUAAAAAUUCAAAAGAACGUAUUACACCAAAAAUGGUCGUCAAAAAGCCCAGUCAUGAAUUAUUAGUAGACAAAAAAACUACGAUAUCAUCUAGACAAAAAGUUACUAGUCCAGAAACUAAAACCAAGACUCUGGAAACAAUCAAAAUUCUGGAGAAGAAAGACUCAAAAAAUAAACUUAAACCUUCAAUUAGUCCACAAUCUUCACAAAAAAAGUUAGUUCUUGUAAAAUCAAUUGCUGAAACAAAAAUAGUAGAUUCUAAAAAGACUACAGGAAACAUAUACUCAAAGAGGAUUCCUUCUUUAAAUGUAACCAAACCUAGAACACAUACUUCGCCAAAGUCUGAUAUAAAUGAAACACCAACUAGAGUAACAAAACCGCAUACUAAAACCAUCUCAACCUCAUCCAUAGCUAAGCCUCAAAUCAAAAAAACAACUUAUUACAAUUCAAAUAAAACUUCAAAAGUAGAAAUUACUAAAAAUGUAGGACAAAAAUCAAAUGAUUUAGAGAAUGAAUUGCCUCCAGAUAAUUUUGAAAGUGAUACUGACUUAGACGAUUCCACCAACAAACCAAAAUAUAUUAAAAAUAUAUCAUCCAAUUCAUCAACAUCUUCUUCGUCUUCGGACGAAGACGACGAGGACAGAGAUGAUAUAAGAAAAAUUCAAGACAUUGAUAAUAUAAGAAUUGAAGCUGAAGAAGAAUACGGUAAAAAAAUGACAAACAAAGAUGCAUUAUUAAAUGUUAUUGUUCAAUUACCUCCAUCGUCUAGAGAAUCAUCGCCCGAGUAUUCUGCGAGAUUUGGCCAGCCAUAUUGUUCAGUAUCAGACGAUGCAAGUUUGCCAAGAUAUGCUGAUGUUGUAAGUGAACCAGAAGAUGCCAAUGAUUACAGUUUACACAGUAACAGAUAUGAUGUUGUAACAGAUUUAGAUGAAGAAAGUAACGUUACAGUUGCUGACAGAGUUUCAAAGUUUUUAAAUAAUGUCAACAAGCAAGAAGAAAUACAAAAAACUACGGAAAUACCUCAGAGUCCUCAAGCAGUAAGAAAAACCAAACAAAUAUUUGAAUCUAUUGCAAAAGGAAAAACUGAAGAGACCGAUAUAAAUGACGUAAUCAAAUCGGAAACAAUGAAUAUUAAAAAUGAAGAAGUUCAUGAUUUGUCAAAAAUUAAUAACACACCAUCUUCUGUUUUGACAAGAAAAAUUUCUGGAGCAUCUGAUUAUAAAACUAGGAAAGACUUCUUUGAGAAUAAAAAAUCGAAUGACAUAUCCGAAAAAGUAACACAUUUAACCCCCACUAAAAUAACAAGAUCAUCGUCGAUAAAAGACAGGCGCGCAUCGUUCGAAACAAAGAUUGAUAAAAAAACACCGUUGAAAGACAAAACCAAUGUACCGAGAACAAAAUCACCAGAGUCUAAAAGUAGCUCUCCUGACCGAACAACCAAAACUCCGAUAAAAAUAAGCAAGACAGAAACGUUUGACGUUAAAGUUGAAGAAAUAAAUAGAUCUAGAAGACUAUCGGGAUCAAAAAGUGUGAAAGACAGAACAGCUACUUUUGAAAAGAAUGAACCUACUCAAAAAUUGUACAAGGAAAAUAAAACUACUUUUAGACACCAAGUACCAAACACACCUUUAAAUACAAGUAAGAUUUCAGAAACGCGUAUUAAGACAGCCACAGUGACUGACACUAAAACUGCAGAUCGUGUCUUAAGUAAAAGAGUCAGAAGUCCAGAAAAACCUUCAGCUACCGAUUCGAUAAUUAAAACUAACGAGAGUACAAGCAAAAAAGUUCCAUCAAAAAGUCCCGAUAGAAAGAUCACGGAAACUCCAAAAAGAAAUAGCACGGCUAAAAGCCCUGAUAGACAAAUAACGGAAACUCCAAAAAGAAAUAGCACGGCUAAAAGCCCUGAUAGACAAAUAACGGAAACUCCAAAAAGAAAUAGCACGGCUAAAAGCCCUGAUAGACAAAUAACGGAAGCUCCAAAAAGAAAUAGCAUGACUAAAAGCCCUGAGAGAAGUGCAUUAAUCAAAACAAAAGAAGACACUAGUGAAAAUCGAAGUACACGUGAUACAAUUUCAUCAUCAUCCAGACAGCGAGCCACCAUCACCACUGCUAAAACUGAAUUUGGUGUAACAACGAAAAAUUCAUCAACGCCAAAAACUACAUUAACGACAACAACAACUCAAUCGAUUUCUAUCCAGAACGCUGAUGACGAAGUGGAGAUCGAAGAAAUAUUUGAUUUACACAUCUUAGAGACUAUGCUUGAAAAAGCAGUUGGUUACGACCGCAGGAGACGAAUUCGAGCACAAAUUCGAGUAGUGAAACGUCAAUUAGAGACAAACAGUGGAAAGGCAACCAACACUACAACACGUGUUACAAAGAACUUUCAAGAUGUUUUACCAGCCAAGACACAAAAACAAAGUAAUGUUACAGUUGAAAAAACUGAGAAUGUUAAGAAACUUGAAGUUAAAAAGGAAAGAAGUGUUUCUCCACAAAAAACGUAUGCAAAUCCUAUUGGAAAUUCGAGAUCUCCUUCACCUCAAAAGACUCUUAGGUCAGUUGUGGAAACUCGAACACCAUUGCCUACACAAAAAGCUGUUCGAACAAUUGAAAAUGAACGAUCUAAUUCAUCUCAAAAAACUGUGAUAUCAGUUGAGAAAGUUCAACCUCUUUCAUCUCAAAAAAUAACUCCAAUUGAAAAAGUACGAUCUCCUUCGCCUCAAAAGAUUACUUCAACUGAAAAAGUCCGAUCUCCUUCACCAAAAAAAAUAUCUGUAGUCCAGAAACAACAAGAUUCACGAUUCAAUAAAAAUGAAAAGUCUUCUCGAAAUUCUACUAUCACCUCUACCUCUACAACAGUUACCAAAACUACUAAAGUAAAAAGUGAACAAGUCAGCAGCAGCAGCACAAACCUUUAUCAAGAACAAAACGUUACUGAUUUGAUUACAUCCAGCUACGGCGUAGGUCCCACUGACGACAAUGGUAGACCGUUGUUCGGAUUGAGAGCUCUCAGGAAAACCAACGCCAAUCAAUCGGUUGUGAGCGAGACCGAUUCAUCGUCGUCUGUCCACUACGAAGCCGAAUCUCGCGACACUCAGGCAUCUGAUCAAAAAAAUAGGUCUUUCGGUCUGAGAGCACUACAAUCCGAGAACACGUAUACGGUACAAGAGUCGUCGAGCACUGUGUACCAAACAGCGUCCGAUCAAAAAGGCGGCGUCGAUCAGUUGAUCACCGACCAUAAGGGCAAACCGCUGUUCGGGUUGAAAGCGUUGCAGAGCAUCGGCAAAAACGAAGAAGAACCUAUUUACGACGACAUGCCAGAACCGCCGGUAUCCCCACAGUUAAAAGAUCUGGUGCUCAAGCACGAAAAACACGCAAAAGAAAGUUCCAAGUUAGAGUCACAACCUAGACAAAAACCAAAAGCAAAAUUCAGAGAUAGUUUUAUACUCGAUACUAAAGAUGAGGGUUUGUAUUCAACUUUUGAAGAAAAUGGAUUUACAGACCCUAACGAAAUUACUUCGUUGCGUUCGAUAAUUAAAAAAUCAGAAGAUGAUCAAAACAAUGAAACUAUAGUUAAAAGUAAAAGUCAAUCAACAGUAUUUCAAUCAAAGAGUGUUAUGCGGUCCGAUGGAUCGGGAAACGUUUCAGUGACACAAGAUUUCUUGAAAGGUGAAUUGUCUUCUGUGAAUGAACAAGAACCAUCAGGAAACUUACUCGGGGACAUUAUACCUAUCAGAGCCCAGAUAAUUUAGAUGC